GUCAAGGAGGAGGCUGCGUGUAAAAGUGGGAGGAGCCAGUAGACGUGGAAACCAGGACAGGUGGUAACAGGUGAGCAGAACAGAAGUCAGACGCGUUUCACCGGGAGAGAGAGAAGAGUCCCCCGGGAAUACGGUUACCGUCUGACAUGACAGACGACAGCGGAACCUAGGAGCCAUUUUAUAACUUCGUUCCGGAGCGGAAAGCGACAACAGUGUUUGGGGAACAACAGCACGCCCAACUUUGGGUCCUGUGCACAGAGUGCCGUCGUUACGCGGCACCAUGAUCAGCUCGGAGAACCUGAGACCGGCCGGGAACGGACGGAAACCGCUCGGUAAACUCGCGUCCCGCCUGGAGGAGGUGAAGAACCCGUGGCGGCAGGUCGCCACGCUCGAGCUGAGCCACAACGAGGCGGCGCGGCUCGCGACGGACGCGCUACUGGAGCAAGGGGAGAAGGAGUACCGCCGCGUGCUCACCGAGGAGCGGGAACUCAACUUUCUGUCGCCGCUCGAGAUCCGCUACAUCACCGAGCAUGCCACCAAGGCGUGCGACGACAGCAACGGCACCGCCGGUUGCAACGAGCGGGACUUCGGGGACGGCGACGCGCUGUCGGAGCUCACCUCCGGGACCUACUUCCCCAUGAUGUCCGACGAGGAGCCCCCGAUGUUGGAGCUGGGCUGGCCCGAGUCCCCGCUGAGGUACGGCCCGUCCGAGACGCAGAUCUAUUUCCAGAGAGACAAGUCCCACAACGUCAAGGACCUGGUCCGGUCGCUGAUCAACAAAGCCACCAAGGUGAUCGCCCUGGUGAUGGAUGUGUUCACUGACGUAGACCUGCUGUGUGACCUGAUGGAGGCGUCCAGUAAGCGUCGCGUCCCCGUCUACAUCCUGCUGGACCACAACAACCUGGACGCCUUCAGCGACACCUGCUCCGCCCUGGACCUCCAGAGCACCCACCUCUCUAACAUGCGUGUGCGCAGCGUGUGCGGGGACACCUACUGUACGAAGAGCGGUCGUAAGUUCACGGGUCAGGUCCAGGAGAAGUUCCUGAUCGUCGACUGUGAGGAGGUCAUCGCAGGGUCGUACAGCUUCACGUGGCUGUCGGCGCAGGUCCACUCCAACAUGGUCAUGCACUUCUCGGGCCGCAUCGCCGACAGCUUCGACCGGGAGUUCCGCUGCCUGUACGCCGACUCGCAGGUCAUCGAGUGCUUCAGCGGGCCGGAGGACGAGGGCCAGCCCUACUACACCUACCCAGUGGCGGCCCCGCCCGCCGUGGGGCCCGGCGGCACGGGGGUCGGCCCCGGCCUGGACGUCUUCGAGAGGCAGCGGGAGCGCGUCUCCUCGGAGAACUCCAGCAGCCAGUCCAGCAGCAGCGUCUCCAGCGUGAAGGCGUCGCCGGGGAUGAGCUCCAGCACCGUCUACAAGGUCACGCAGGGCGGGGACAAGGUCAGCCCCACCCCCCACGCCCCCGAGAGGAGGGGAGGGGCCGGGGAGAGGGGGCGAGGGGGAGGGGGCGGCGGCCUGACCCCGACGUUGCAGAACCACGGCCUCCAGGGAACCCGCACCACCACCCCCAACCGGGUGACCAACCACAGCCCAGUCCCGGAGCGGACCACGCCCGGGUACGGCCAACCGGGCGGGAUGGACCGGCUCAAGUCCAGCCCGGCCGACUACCUGAGGCCCAACUUCAACUCCUCCAAGUUCCAGGCCAUGGGUCUGUACGACCACAAGCCCUCGGCCUAUCGCAGCGCGGCCCUGCCCCCCGGCGCCGGCCCCGGCCCCGCCUCCAACGCCCACUCCCCGCCCCCCACCGCCAACGACGGCAGGCUGAUCGCGCGGCGGCCGUCUGCUAACCCCUUCCUCACCAAGCUCACGGACCUCUUCCUGCCGCCCUCCGGCAAGGACCGGGAGCCCGCCGCGGGGCGGCGCCCCUCCAGGGAGGAGGCCAUCCCCAGCUGGGGGGGUCCCGACCUGUCCCUCCCCCAGCCCGAGAGCCAGCAGAGCCCGCCCCCGCCGCCCCCCGCCGUCGCGGGCGGCGGUUUGAACCGCAGCGACGCCAAGAGGAUGACGCUGGGCCACAGCAAGCUGGACCUGGUGAACCACUACAACAAGCUCAAGUCCAAGCACGUGUACAGCCGCUUCGAGCUCAAGAACGGGACCUAGAGCCCCCGGGGGCGGACGGCUGGGGCUCCUUGGG
Molecule: messenger RNA, 2192 nt
Organism: Gadus chalcogrammus (walleye pollock)
Lineage: Eukaryota; Metazoa; Chordata; Actinopteri; Gadiformes; Gadidae
Gene: sack1c
Product: family with sequence similarity 83 member C
Exons: 5
Coding region: 281-2158 (625 amino acids)
Source: RefSeq, a predicted model, not a curated record